UAUUGAAGGUGGAAGAAAACAGAGGUGGUAAUGAAGUGGACUUUUCAUCAGAUUACAAAAAGAAAAUAAUAGCCAAACAGCCCCUUCCUUCAGAUUAAAUAUUACUUACCACCUUAAUCAUCAUUUAAGGAAAUAUAAUCUUCUUCAAAUUUAUUUGCUCAACUUUCUUUAUCACUCUUUUUCUUCUUCAAAGAAACCCUGUAACUACUGUUUCUUGUGACAUUUCAACCACAAUCUUUUCUUCAAGAAUCAUUCUUCCUUGAGUUCUUGAUUGGGCUGUUUUUUUCUUUUAUUUAUUGUGUAUUUUUUUCUUUUUAUGCUUUAGAAAUGGAGAUUUGGAAGUGGGCUUUUUGUGGGAUUUUCUUGCAUGCUUUUUUUAUAUCAAAUCUUGGUGCUUUGAAGCUCGGCACCAACCAACGCACUGAGAGGAUUUCAGGUAGUGCUGGUGAUGUUUUGGAUGAUGAUCCUGUGGGAAGACUAAAAGUUUUUGUUUAUGAACUUCCAAGCAAAUACAAUAAGAAAAUUCUUCAAAAGGAUCAAAGAUGUCUCACCCACAUGUUUGCUGCUGAGAUCUUUAUGCAUCGGUUUGUGUUAUCUAGCGCUGUCCGGACUCUAAACCCUGAGGAAGCUGAUUGGUUUUAUACCCCUGUAUACACCACUUGUGACUUGACUCCAAAUGGCCUCCCUUUGCCUUUUAAAUCCCCUAGAAUGAUGAGAAGUGCAAUUCAGCUUAUUUCUUCAAACUGGCCUUAUUGGAAUCGGACCGAAGGAGCUGAUCACUUUUUUGUAGUGCCCCAUGACUUUGGAGCAUGCUUCCAUUAUCAAGAAGAGAAGGCUAUUGGAAGAGGAAUUCUUCCUUUGCUUCAACGUGCUACCUUAGUGCAAACUUUUGGACAGCGGAAUCAUGUUUGUUUGAAUGAGGGAUCAAUCACAAUUCCCCCAUAUGCCCCUCCACAGAAAAUGCAAGCCCACUUGAUUCCUGAGAAAACUCCUAGAUCUAUUUUUGUCUAUUUCCGAGGGUUGUUUUAUGACGUAGGAAAUGACCCAGAGGGUGGCUACUAUGCAAGAGGUGCACGAGCAGCAGUGUGGGAGAAUUUCAAGGACAAUCCGCUUUUUGACAUAUCCACAGAGCAUCCGUCUACAUACUAUGAAGACAUGCAAAGAGCUGUAUUCUGUUUAUGUCCACUUGGCUGGGCUCCAUGGAGUCCGAGAUUGGUGGAAGCCGUGAUAUUUGGUUGCAUUCCUGUUAUUAUAGCCGAUGACAUCGUUUUACCUUUUGCGGAUGCAAUUCCGUGGGAAGAAAUUGGGGUGUUUGUUGAUGAGAAAGACGUGCCCGACCUGGACACCAUUCUCACUUCAAUCCCACCUGAAGUAAUACUGAGGAAGCAGAGACUGCUCGCAAACCCUUCAAUGAAACAGGCAAUGCUGUUUCCGCAACCUGCUCAAGCAGGAGAUGCUUUCCAUCAAGUUCUGAAUGGACUUGCACGUAAAUUGCCACAUGAUCGCAGCGUUUUCUUAAAGCCGGGAGAGAAGAUCUUGAACUGGACAGCAGGUCCUGUCGGCGACCUGAAACCAUGGUAGCAGUCUUGACACAAAACUGCAAAUUUUAGCAUUCAUUCUCUUGAGCCUGCCAUUUGACAGAGUUUAUCAAAAAUGUAAAGUAAUUCUCGAAACUUGUCACCAUUUGUUGAAUUAUGCAUUGGUAUGAGCUCAUUAGCCAUUUACAGUUAGUGGCCUCAUGUAGUGUAUAAUAAUUUUGUACUUGCUUUAGUCUGAAAGCUUUGUCUCAGUAAUAUACUUAUAUUGAAGAAA
Mercurialis annua (annual mercury) is the source of this 1812-nucleotide messenger RNA. RefSeq names its product probable beta-1,4-xylosyltransferase IRX10L. The coding region runs from base 328 to 1581 and encodes 417 amino acids. Gene Ontology annotation, biological process: glucuronoxylan biosynthetic process; plant-type secondary cell wall biogenesis. Lineage: Eukaryota; Viridiplantae; Streptophyta; Magnoliopsida; Malpighiales; Euphorbiaceae. The transcript is spliced from 4 exons. Gene Ontology annotation, molecular function: glucuronoxylan glucuronosyltransferase activity; 1,4-beta-D-xylan synthase activity. The record is from RefSeq and is a predicted model, not a curated record.